ACGGCCCCUUGGUCUGUUUGUUUCUCUGUCUAAGAUAUACUUUUAACUCUUUGUCUUUGGUUGUUUGUUAAAAAAAGUUUGUUUCUCUGUCGACGGUUCCAAUUUUUGACAAAUUUGAAACUAAAAUAAUAACAAGUUGUCAUUGAAAUUGAAUUUGAGGUUUGAACUUUGAAGUCAAGCAAUGGCUUUACCAGAAGCACAACCUGCUGAAGUUCUUCGUGCUUGGCAAAAGGAUGAUCUAUAUGAAAAACAACUCGCUGGCUCAUUAGCAAGACUUGUUCCACCACAACAUGCAUCCAAAGCUGUUCCUAUAUCUUCACUACUGUACAAGUCAUUUACAACUCUCAAAGAUUUACAAACUCUUGGAGAAGAAUAUUCUGGAAUAGUUCAAGUAGACGAAACCUACCACAAACUGCCAUCGUUCAGUAGUAGACUUCUAAGCAUUUUACUUUCAGCAUUUGGUGAAAAUUUAACGAGAAGAUUGCUAAGCAACAUAGAAAAACAAAUUGAACACAAUGCAACAUUAAGACCUGAAGCACAGAAUAUAAUUUUAGUUGUUUUAAAAGCUUUGAAUAACAUAGUACCUCAAAUUGAAAGUAUACAUAGAGCUUUAUCUUAUAUAACUGGGGGACCGCUGCAAAUUGGUAAAACUGUAACAGGAAUUAAUUAUGUUCAUGUGAGACCAGCAGCAGCAGCAUAUUACGCUCAUUUAAGGUUGUUAGGUUUUGUGACUUUGUUGCAUGCAUUUAUUUCUUGUGGACAAAGUUUUUAUCAAGCUAAGAAACAUAUGGAUGAUAUGAAAGAAUUUCCUAAUGAAGUAGAUAGUAAUAAAUCCUGUAUAGCAUGUUUGGAAGAGAUGAUUCAACCCUGUGCUUUAAUAUGUGGUCAUUUGUUUUGUAUGAAUUGUUGUUAUGGAGCUCUUGAAAGCUGCCCUUUAUGUAGAACUCCCUUUGCAAAGAACACUGUUGUGCCAUUGUUGAACUAUCAUCCAGGAGCUAUGUAAACCCCAAGUUAGUAAGACAAUAUAUUUGAGGUUGUAUUCAAUUGUUAUUAAUAUUUUAGGUAAUAAAAGUUUUUCAUUGUCUAUGGGAACGUAUUAAAGUUUACGUCAGAAGGCUGUGCAUGAGUAGGGUCUUUGCCAGAUGUCCUUACAAUAAUAAAUAUGUAAAUAGAAUAUUAAAAGAUAUAUAAAAUCGGCUCUGGCUAUUUGUAAUGCAGUUAUUCUUUCAUUUGCUGUCUAAAUCUAGGACUCCAUUUCAGUCAUUUUUUUAUGCUACUGUUGUUUUGAGGUCAUUUAUUUUACGUACCACUUCUCGUUGGUCUUAUAAGAUGGUUGAUAGUGUUGUUAUCAUUGAUGUCCAAUCGGCUAUUACAGCCACUGCCUAUGAUGGAGUGUCUGAUUUUCCUUUCUUUGGAUUUAGGAUAAGUUUCUAUGCAGGGAUUUUUUGAGAGAUCUGGUUGUGGGUAUCAUUUCUAUGAGUUUCAUUCCUAUAUCAGAUGUUGGAAUGAGUGUAGUGGCGCUGUCUUCUAUAUCAUUGUUAUUGCCAUCAUUGUUAAAUCUUCAUCAGUCUUAUUAUCUGCUGUCUAGGAAUAAAAUAUGCAGGAACAUCAAAAUUAUAUGAAUCAAAACAAUAAAGAUACACCAAAGGCAAGCAAAAGGCCCAUGGAGAAUUGAUUAUUUAUGAAAUAUAUAUGUAGUUCUAUGAGAUAUGCAUUCUGUUAUUAUUAACAUGAGAAUAUACAAAUAGUGUAAUUAGGCCAAGAUUAUUAUCUCAAGGUGCUUCCCACACAGCAGUUACAUAACGUUAUACAACAUUGUGUAGCAGGAUAACAUGUUAUAACAAUGUAUAACAUUUUGUUACAUGUUAAGAAUGUUAUAAACACUCCUACACUGUAUAUCUCAUUGUAUAACAUUUUGUAACCAUUAGUUUGGGUCUGCUUAUAUAUAUACAACAAAAGUUAAAAUUUGUUGUAAAACAUUUUGUUACAUGAAGUUGUAUAAUAUCACUAACAAUUUAUGUUUGUUACAAUUUGUUAAAAAUAGUUAAAACAAAAAAUGUUAUGCAACAUUUUCUAACAUUAUAUAACUGCUGUGUGAGAUCACCUUCAGAUACAAGUGAAGAUAUAAAUUGUCUGUUUUAUAUUUAUAAUAUAGUGUUAUAAUAUUAUUAACUUUUUUAGUAGAUUUAAAGGAUAUAAAGGCUGUUAAAUAAAAAAAAAUAUAUGCAUUA
Nymphalis io (European peacock) is the source of this 2231-nucleotide messenger RNA. It is a transcript of the gene Pex10, whose product is annotated as peroxisome biogenesis factor 10. Gene Ontology annotation, cellular component: peroxisomal membrane. The transcript has a single exon. Bases 182 to 1003 code for a protein of 273 amino acids. Gene Ontology annotation, molecular function: zinc ion binding. The record is from RefSeq and is a predicted model, not a curated record. NCBI's taxonomy places the organism in Eukaryota, Metazoa, Arthropoda, Insecta, Lepidoptera, Nymphalidae. Gene Ontology annotation, biological process: protein import into peroxisome matrix.